AUGGGUGAGGAUUUUUUUGUUAGAAAUGGAGUAAUGAUGAGAAUGAUUGAUUCGGAUCAUGAACAAUCUAUGUCUACAAAACGAUACCAUUUUGAUGUUGAUGAGUCGAAAAUAUAUCAGAAUGUCGAAGAUUAUGGAUCAAAUGUAAAUGAAAGCGCUUCACGCGUUGCCAACGAAGUGGAGUCAUAUCCUUGUCGCUACUGUCCCGAUCGUAUUUUUCUGACUUCUGAUGGUUUAGAACGUCACACUGAAAUGGAACACAUUGAUAAAAUCCCUGAAGUUAUGCAGGAAAUAUCGAGAAUUUAUAACGAGUGGAGGAGGAGGGAAAGAGUCAAAGCUAUCGUAAAGAAACGACGUGAGGCGCUAAAAAAAACAAGAAUGUUAACGGAGAUUUUGAGAACAUCCCGUGAUCUGCGUUCUGAUGCAUUAGAAGUUAUUAUUGACAGUGAUAACGCCGGUACUCUAAACUGUUGCAUUUGUGGGCUUACUUCUAAGAAUAACUUGGAAAUGAUGAUUAAGCAUGUUCAAGCACAUCGUAAAAAUGAUGACCUAAAGCGGCGACUAUUAAAAGAUCAUGGACCUGACCAUAUUGGAUUGCAGUAUGUUGCUCGCUGCACUUGUAAUCAGUGCCAUUGGGUGUUUAUCAAUGAAAAAAAUUUAACAAAGCACCAAGAGUCGUCACAUAUUAGAAAACGGAAAUUUGUAUGCAAAUGGUGCGGUGAUGUUUGUUUAUCAUUGUAUGAACUUAACAGUCAUAAAAAAAACAUUCAUGGUUUAUUUUAUAAUCGACAGGGAAAAUUGCCAUUUGCGAAUAGGCAAAAAAAAACGGCAUCAAAUGAUGAUACUUUUAAUGUUAAUACUCGAUUAGCUCAAAAAUAUGCAACGUUGAAAGAUGAUAUUGAAUGUGACUCACAGGAAUUUGCUCUCGUAAAAUACCAGAGCCCUUGCACGACAAAAUGUAGUGAGUGUGGUUUGGUAACUGUAAAACCAUCUUUGCUUAUUCGUCAUAUGAAACGUGUACAUGGCAAAAGUUCUUUUUCAACAGUGAUUGAAGUGAAAGGAAAACCAAAUAUAAAAGUUGAUAUGAAUUGUGGAAAAGUAACUUGGUGGUGUUGUGAUUUGUCUUUCGAUGAUAGACAUCGUUUCAUCCAUCAUAGAAAGACUUGUCAUGAGUCUCUUGCCAUAUGUAGUAAUUCGGUGAAUGUUCGCAAAUGUGUUCCUUCUAAGGUCCCAAGUAGUGAAAUCGUGGGCAGGUCUGAGGUUGUGCAUUAUGUCAAUACUGACAAAACAUCAACAGAUCAAAUAUAUAUUGUAACAGCAGAGGGAAAUAAGCAAGCACCAUGUAAUGAAACCGCUGUGCGGGAAUUGCGAGCAGUGGAUGCGAUAUCAGAAACUUUGCAAGUAGCAUCAACAACUGGAGAAUAUGUACAGUUAUCACAGCAAGUUGAAGAUUUUGAUGGCUUGGUUAGCUUUUAUUUCAUUAUAGAUGUAAUGGGUGUUGCUUCUGUUUUUAUAUUACAAAAAAAGUGGUCAACAUACUUCUUUCAGCAGUUCUUUCUUGUUGAUGAUUUGGUGGUUAAUGAGCCAUUCUCUCGAAACGGUGUCAUGGAGUCAGCAGUCGAUUUCAUGGUUCAAGAAAACGAUAUGUUGAAUUCAGCGCAUAUAUCGUCAUCAAAAGCUUCAUCCACGCAUGGCAAACGUUAUUCUAGCAUAGAAACAACUGAUUCAGAUUUCUGCUUGGUUGAUGUAACCGGUAAUGUUGAUGAAGAAAUGUUACAGAAUGAUCUACCUCUGCCAUCAGAAAGUUUGAUGAACAUGGUGACAAGCUCACCAGAUGUUGACAUAUCAAACUCAACAUUUAGUUGUAAUACUAUGGUAGGUGAUUCUGUAAAUCAUAGCUCUGAAGGGGGGCAGAGCAAUAUUCUUGCUGGAAUUAAAGUUGCUCCAGUCACGACGAUUCCCAAAACUUCACAGCAACUCUACGACAAUAUGUCAUGCUCUUCAGCUGUAAUAUGCCAUGAAGUCAAUGGCAUUGAAGUAACAUCGGUUGCAAACUCAUUUUCAGCUUUUGUUUUAAUUAGCAAUAAAGCAGAUAUUGAUUCGCGACCAAUUAUUGACCACAUGGAUAGUAUCUCUUUGUUAAAUUUGGGUGAGAAGGAAGCGUUAACAUCGACAACGAAUACUUUUACGCAGUCAUCUCUAUCACAACGGUCGUCAAGUACUGUAAGCUGCAAUAACAUUUCGUUUUAUGUCGGUCAUGAUAUGAAUUCAGGUACUGUGGAGUAG
This is a messenger RNA of Thelazia callipaeda (thelaziosis nematode), 2286 nucleotides long. The record is from the annotation of a GenBank genome assembly. NCBI's taxonomy places the organism in Eukaryota, Metazoa, Nematoda, Chromadorea, Rhabditida, Thelaziidae.